This is a messenger RNA of Diaporthe citri, 2328 nucleotides long. RefSeq lists its product as uncharacterized. Lineage: Eukaryota; Fungi; Ascomycota; Sordariomycetes; Diaporthales; Diaporthaceae. The record is from RefSeq and is a predicted model, not a curated record. The transcript has 7 exons. Gene Ontology annotation, cellular component: NatC complex. Gene Ontology annotation, biological process: N-terminal peptidyl-methionine acetylation. Bases 1 to 2328 code for a protein of 775 amino acids.
AUGAUGACGGUGGACGAUUCCGGGAUGUCCAGAGAGUUUCUGGGCCUCUCGCUGAACCAGCAAGGCCUAUCAGACCUGGACGAUGAGCCCCCACCGCCCAAGAUCACCAGUGAGGCCAUCAUAACCACGGAUAUUACGAAGAAGUUUAUCACAGCUUCUAAUACGCUCGAGCCGGGCGAGCUGGUCAAGGAUGGCUUCUUCACGCUGUUCGAGUCCGUCGGGGCCCUUGAGAUCAUGGACCCGAAGAUGGACAGUGGAUGCCUUGCAGCAGGCGAGUCUCUGGACGACGACUACGAUGUGACACGCCCACUGCUCCCGAAAGAGGUGCUGGGUAUCAUCGACCAACUUCUUUGCCAUGAGGUCGCGUGGCAUUUGGGGUAUCCCUUGUCCCAGACCCUUUUCACCAGCGUCUAUCUAGAGGCCAUCAUGAUGCCGCAGCCUGUUGUGAUUCAGGAGGCUCACUUCACCCGCAACGCCGAGGACUUUGUCCAUAAGGACCCGAUGCUCUCGGUCCUCAGGGCAUACUGCCUGGGUCUGCUAAAGGCAUGUUGGUACGUGAACGAGCGUAUCAAGUUUGAGCACUACUACGAGGAGGAGGACUUUGUCACAAAUACUUACCAUCGCUCCCUCCUUGAUAACAUCGACAGGGAGGAGAUAAGGGAUGUGUUGCAGGAGGCCCGUCGCCUCCUCCGCAGCCACCAGCAUGACAUAGGACAGGAGAUUGUAGAAGCAUUAGACUUCCGUCUGGAGCUGAGAUAUGCAUUCCUGCGUGCGAUAGAGCUCUCUGAGCUGAGGAGCCACCCAGAGUCCUUAAAGACACCAUGGAUCCAGAUGAAGUCCAUCCUGGAGCCCAUUAACAGGUCUCAUCAUCUCGGCACACCUGUCGCCGAAUGCUUCAGCGCAAAACUUCAGCGGCGGCUGGCCAGCACGAUGCCACCCCGGCCGAUUGUCCAGCUCAGCUUUGAGGACACAUACUCGAAUCUCAAGCGCCUGUUCGUAGACGGCAUUGAGGUCACUGAUGUCCUCAAGUAUUCAGAUUCACAAAGCCUGCUGAACUUUGUUUUAUCUUUCCAGGCCAAGAAGCCGCAGCCGCUGGUAUACAUCCGCACGCUGUUGCAAAACUACCUCUUCAAAGAUAUGAUUUUGCUAGGCUGCCUCAGCAUCCGUCAGGUAUUCGAUGACGACCUGUCCAUCGUCGUCCUCCCCUGCAGCAGGCUCCUCGAUCCUGCUAAUGACAAGGUCGAGAGCCCCAACGACCCGCGCUUUGCGAUCGCCCACCAGAUGGAGAUCUUCCGGCAGCGGGCGGCCCAGUCAUACCUAGACGUGUUCCGCGCGUUCUGCCAGAAUCGCUGCCGCGUGCGGCGCACCCUGUGCCACGCCAUCCAGGACUGGGAGGCGGUGCAGGCCGAUGCCGAGGAGCUGGACCAGCUGCUACAGGUGGCGCUGGACGAGAAGCCGAUGCUGUACCAGCCGUUCGGGUCUGGCGCGGCCAGCCCGACCUUCUCGUUGCCGCUGUCGAGCUGGGCGUACUUGUACAAGCUGCGGCUUAUGGAGUGGAUCGUGCAGCUCGGCUUCGAGCUUGAGGUCUACCAGCCGGACGAGCUGGGCGGCAUGUACUGGUACCUUAGCUACCUCGCGCGCACGCGGGCCGCGCACGCCGAGCGCAUCAAGGCCUUCGCGGUGCGCACGCUCAACGACCUGCGGGCGAGGCCGUCGUCCUUCACGGCCAGCCAGGAGGCGCAGGUGACGCGGUCGCUGUCGUACCUGCGCGCAACGAUCCUCGACGCCGCCGUGACGUGGGAGCUGGCCGACGCGCUGGCCUCGGUGUACACGCUGGUCUACGACCGGCUCGGGCUGGCCUCGCCGCCGCCGCGCCCGUACUCGUCCGACUCCCUGCGCUACGAGAUCCGCAUGCGGCCCUUCCUGCCCGUCGAGCUUCCCGAGCUGCCCACUUUUGCCGACUUUGCCCACUCGGCCCGACAGCCCGACAAGGGCGACCGCGCGCUGCUGGAGCAGGCCGAGGCCGCCGUCACCGGCGCCAAGAAGGGCUACGAGCUCCUGACCAAGUUCGACGAGAAGGAGGCCUUCGCCGCCGGCGAGGGCACCUACGGCCGCUGGCUCGCCGGCACGAGGAACGGUUUCAAGAGCGUUAUUCAGGCCGGCCUGGCCACCACGGCGCUGAGGAAGGUCUUCGACGCACGCGACAGGGGCGAGGACAUCGAAGCCCCUGUUGAGAUCCUGGGCCCGGACAAGGGGUACCACGAAUGGUGGAUUGUGCCCAAGAUCACGGUGAAGAGCGGUGCUGCUGCGAAGGGGUCCGCAGCGUGA